Molecule: messenger RNA, 261 nt
Organism: Acanthoscelides obtectus
Lineage: Eukaryota; Metazoa; Arthropoda; Insecta; Coleoptera; Chrysomelidae
Source: the annotation of a GenBank genome assembly
AUGCCACCCAAAACUAGCGGUAAGGCUGCCAAAAAAGCGGGCAAGGCGCAGAAGACUAUCUCAAAAUCUGACAAGAAAAAGAAGCGCAGGAGGAAGGAAAGUUACGCAAUUUACAUCUACAAAGUACUGAAGCAGGUACAUCCCGAUACGGGUAUAUCCAGCAAAGCGAUGAGCAUCAUGAACAGCUUCGUCAACGAUAUUUCGAACGUAUCGCUGCGGAAGCUUCCAGAUUGGCACAUUACAACAAACGUGCCACGAUAA